UAUAGAUGAAGUUUAUAUCCACUUCUAUUAAAUUUAAGAGCCAACCCGUUACAAAGUAGGUAACCUGUAUCACGACCCGACCCUCACCUGCGGAAGUCCUCAACACCAUCUCUCCCUCGUGGAGGAAGAGACCAAUUUUUCUUUUUACAUACAUCUACCAUGCGAUCCAACAUCGCAACAUUGGCACUGUCGUCGUCGCUGCUCUUUGCGGCGGCGGCGGCGGCGCGAGACAUACCAGAAAACAUCAAGAAGCUCCGAGAGUCCAUCAUCGCCAGAGGAGACUGCGAGAAGAAGCUAGCCAGCGGCUUUCGCACAGUCUCCACAGAUGAAAAGACUGGCUCAUACUGCGGAGACAUGCUCGACUCGGCAGGCAUCAUCUACCAGCAGAUGCCUGGCGGCAAGCUGAGCGACAUGGAUAUUGACUGCGACGGACAACAGGCCGGACGCCAGAAGGAUGACGGCCGCUGCUCCAAGAGCAAGGAUACGCAGGCCCAGACGUCGUUUGCCGAUACCCUCCAGAGCUAUAACGUCAGCGUCAAGGACCUGAACCCGUUUGUGCACUCGUACAUCGUCUUUGGCAACUUGGGGAAGCCCGGCUGGCCCGAGUUCAGACCCAACCUUGUCACCGACAAAAACGGAAAGAAGGUGGAGCCGCUCAGCGUCGUGGCCGUUGUGUGCGGCGACAAAAUGUUCUACGGCGUCUGGGCUGAUGAAAACGGCCCCGAUGGUGAUCAUCCCAUGAUGGGCGAGGCAGGGAUUGGACUGGCCACGGCCUGCUACGGUGCUUCCGAGGUAAACGGCGACAACGGCCACAGCAACAACGACGUACUGUACCUCGCUUUCACUGGAGAGGAUGCCGUCCCGGGCGCAAAGGGCGCCAAGUGGGACGCCGGCUCGUUUGAAGAAUUCGAGUCCAGCCUGCAUUCCAUCGGGGACUCGCUCAUCAAGAGGAUAGACGGCUCUGUCCCCGGGAAGUCGAGUAACAAGAGGACCAUACAGCAUGAAUACUCGGCAGAAGAGGUUCGCCGCAGCCGCCCUGGACGGAUGCUACGCCGCCAGACCGCCGAGGAUAAGCCUCCGUAUAUCGAGCACCAGGCUCCCGUUCCGUCUGAGGCUGACGCGACGGUGGCGCAUGCCAAGGAAGAGGAGAGCAAGGACAGUCUCAAGAUGGAGACGAGCGGUGGAAUCAAGGACAAUGGCGACAUGGGUGAGAAGCCCAAGGAUCCUCCCAAAGAUGAUAAACCCAAAGAUCCUCCCAAGGACGACAAGCCUAAGGAUCCUCCCAAGGCGGAGCCUCAAAAGCCCGGACCCGACGGCAGCAUGGACAGUCUGAAGAUGGAGACAGGGCCGGGUAUCAAGGAUAAUGGCGAUAUGGGUGAAAAGAAACCGGAGAACAAGAAGCCCGAGGACAAAAAGCCUGACGAUAAGAAACCAGAUGAUAAAAAACCCGAUGACAAGAAGCCGGAUGACAAGAAACCUGACGACAAAAAGCCCGACGAUAAAAAGGCGGACAAUAAGGACAAGCCAAAAUUGAGUCCCCAAGGUUUUGAGAUCAUCGACCCAAUGGCGAAAGACUACAACCGAUGGGACAAGGGUCUUGAAGGAGAUGGCAAACCUGACGACAAGAAGCCCGAUGAUAAGAAGCCAGACGACAAGAAACCGGACGACAAAAAGCCAGAUGACAAGAACAAACCCAAGAUGAGCCCGCAGGGCUUUGAGAUUAUUGAUCCCAUGGCAAAAGACUACAACAGGUGGGACAAGGGCCUUGAGGGCGAUGGGAAGCCGGAUGCAAAACCGGACCAGCCCAAAAAGGACGAGCCAAAGAAGGACGAGCCAAAGAAGGACGAGCCAAAGAAGAAUGAGCCACCAAAGAAGAGUCCUCAGGGUUUUGACAUUAUUGAUCCGAUGGCCAAAGACUAUAACAGAUGGGACAAGGGCUUAGAGGGAGAUGGCAAGCCUGAAGCUAAACCUGAAGCCAAACCCGAGGCUAAACCCGACGGCAAGCCUGAUCAAAAACCGGAGCCGCCCAAGGACGACAAGAAAGAGGCAGAAAAAAAGGAGGCGGAAAAGAAGGAAGCCGAGAAAAAGGCGGCAGAAGCAGCAGCGAAGAAGGAAGCCGAUAAGAAGGAAGCAGAGAAGAAGGAAGCAGAGAAGAAGGAAGCAGAGAAGAAGAAUGAACCCAAGGCGAGCAAGUUGCCAAUCACCAAGCGGCCAGAAGUCGAAGGGUUCAUGAAAUAG
Molecule: messenger RNA, 2238 nt
Organism: Pyricularia grisea
Lineage: Eukaryota; Fungi; Ascomycota; Sordariomycetes; Magnaporthales; Pyriculariaceae
Exons: 3
Coding region: 160-2238 (692 amino acids)
Molecular function (GO): chitosanase activity
Source: RefSeq, a predicted model, not a curated record